Populus nigra (black poplar) is the source of this 2510-nucleotide messenger RNA. RefSeq lists its product as uncharacterized. Lineage: Eukaryota; Viridiplantae; Streptophyta; Magnoliopsida; Malpighiales; Salicaceae. Gene Ontology annotation, molecular function: protein binding. The transcript has 7 exons. The coding region runs from base 1283 to 2365 and encodes 360 amino acids. The record is from RefSeq and is a predicted model, not a curated record.
ACACGUUUAAAGCAGUAUAAGAAUUACGAGAACCUCUCGCUUCCUCGCUUCGAGCUUGAUAAGGAAUGCUUGGAAGUAGAGAAGGGACAGACUUUUUAUGACUUUCAGUACAACACAAGGCUUGUCAAAUCCACAAUCGUUCAUUUUCAGGUAGAGGCUGUUGUACUUUACACUCGCCUGUUUAAUUAAUUUCAUGUUUCAUCUUUUUUUGCGAAUUCAUCGCAUUGUUUCAGUGUUGAGUUUCUCAUUUCUUUGCUCUAAAAAUUUAUUUAAAAUGGAGUGCUUUGUUUUUUUUUCUACUUCAUGCAAGUGCAUUUUUUCAUAGUCAGAAGUCUUGAUGCAUAAGAACUUCACAUUCUCAUUGCCCAAGCCCUCCAUAUUUCAUAUAUUGCAAGUUUAUAAAACUGCUGCACAUCAUGAGAUCCAUGCUUAAUGCAUCUUCAGUAGAGUAACACAACUCACCACCCCAUAUUUAAACUGAUCUGCUCUAACAGAUGGUUCAAACAUCGAUUAUUGCAAAAUCAUUAUAGUUUUGCAGGUGUUGUGAUUAUAUUAUAUCCUUUAUGGAUAUCUUUAUAUGCGAUUAUAGCUCUGUGCCUGAAUUUGUCAGAGGUAUGGAGUUUAAAAUUGAUCAACUUUAUGCUAGGUUUAGCAUUUCUCUAAUUAUUUGGGAUGCUAUCAACUUAUGAACAACUGACAUUAGUUUUCCAGCAUAAAUUAUCAUCCAGUGAGGCCAUCGACCAAUUCCUCUGCAGGCCUACAGGAUGGUGAUUAAAUCUUUCCUGGAUUUGAAAGUAUAUUUUUUGGAAAUUAAUCCGUUUAAGCAGGGUGGAAGUUAUAUCUGAGCAGCUGGCGCAGUUAAAGUACGUUUUUUAUAUGGUAUGGUAGGAAAAUAUCUGAGCAUUUAAGAGGCCUCCUCUGUACAAAUUCCUGUAGUUUAUCUACCUGUAUCAAGCUCAAGGGACCAAAUUAUCGCAAAAUUUGCAUUUCUGCAUGUGGCAUUCUAUUAAUGCAUUCCAAGCCUUUUGUAGCUUGUACACUUCUCUCAUGUUUAAUUAGCUCGAUGCUCCUUUCCUGUUAUUUACUGCUCAUGCAUCUAUAUUACAAUUUCUUCUUGUGUUUGCUAAAUUUUUGUUUCCACAUGUACUUCACUACAAAAGCCUCAUUUUAGAACUGCCUACAAUUAUUAUACAAUAUAAACAUCAGUCAAUGGCCUAAUUGUUUUUAAUGGUGCAGAUUGAGCAACUAUAUGUAUGUAGCAUAAUAUUUGCUUCAAAUUUUCAUGCUUGAAAGACCUGCUCUGAUUUUAGCUCUUGAUUUUGUUAAAAAAAAAAUAAUUCCAACAGGAACUUUGAAUAUUCUAAUCGGAGGAAUUUUGUUAUUAAUGUUCUGGUCUUCUGUUUGUCUUUGCAUUGUGCAGCUGAGGAAUCUGCUCUGGGCAACAUCGAAACAUGAUGUGUAUCUUAUGCAAAAUUACUCAGUUAUGCAUUGGUCAUCACUACUGCGGCAUGGCAAAGAAGUACUCAAUGUGGCUAAACCAAUUGCUCCGACCUGGCAACGCCCAGGAUUGUUGUCUAAGUCACUCUCCAGAGUGCAGAUAAGCACUAUGGCUGUUAAAGAGAACUUGAUGGUGGCAGGCGGCUUCCAAGGAGAACUUAUUUGCAUGUAUUUGAAUCAACCUGGAGUUGCAUUCUGCACAAAAAUAACAACAGGUGAAAAUGCCAUAACCAAUGCAGUGGAUGUAUAUCAUAACCACAAUGGCUCAAUGAGGAUUAUGGUUGCCAAUAACGAUGCUCAAGUCAGAGUAUUUGAUGCUGAAACGUUUGCUUCGCUGAAUACUUUCUCCUUUAAUUGGUCUGUAAAUAACACCUCUGUUAGCCCAGAUGGUAAGCUGCUUGCAGUGCUUGGGGACAGUGCUGAAUGCUUGAUUGCCGAUGCCACUUCAGGGAAAGUGACCGGCAGCCUCAAAGGGCAUUUGGAUUAUUCCUUUGCAUCUGCCUGGCACCCUAACGGACAGAUUUUGGCCACUGGAAACCAAGACACUACGUGCAGGCUGUGGGAUAUAAGGAAUCUGACCCAGUCCCUUGCAGUAUUAAAAGGGAAUAUGGGGGCAAUAAGAGGUCUAAAGUUCUCCUCAGAUGGUCGCUUUUUGGCAAUGGCUGAGCCUGCGGACUUCGUUCAUGUUUUUGAUACACAAUCUGAUUACGUCAAAUGCCAGGAGAUAGAUAUAUUUGGGGAGAUUGCUGGCAUUUCUUUCAGCCCCGAUACAGAAGCUCUUUUUGUUGGUAUCGCUGACCGUACUUACGGUAGCUUGUUAGAGUUCAACAGGAGGCAUUGCAAUUUUUAUUUGGACUCGAUAUUCUAGUGCGCACCUUUGUACAUAUUAAGGUUUUUUUUAGUGUGAGCUUGUUUGUCUUUGAAGUUCACGCCCUUGUUUAUUUGGGGUUGCGGGAUUUCCUGUCAAAUCAGAGCAUCGAUUUUUUAAGAGUAUCUUUAUUCAGGGUUCAAAA